AAGUUCUUCCCCCGGAAGCCCAGAGCGCCUGCGGCCUGCCAGUUUCAUUCCGGGAGCUUCCCAGCCGGGAGAAAGGUCCUGCAGUGCAUUCUGGGAAAGUCUCUAGGCCGUCGGCUUUGUUUCCGGAGGAGGAGUUGCGUUUGGUUUCCGGAGAGCCCGCAGAGGCACCGCAGUUCCCUGGUUUCUGGCUACUCGCAGAGGCGCCUCUGCUUCCUAUCUUGGUUUUUGGGUCGUGCGGGCCUCCUCCCGGCGCUCGCCCUCGCCGCCAGCAUGUCUGGGGUGCGCGCUGUGCGGAUCAGCAUCGAGUCAGCCUGCGAGAAGCAGGUCCAGGAGGUGGGCCUGGAUGGCACUGAGACGUACCUGCAGCCGCUGUCCAUGUCGCAGAACCUGGCGCGACUGGCCCAGCGGAUCGACUUCAGCCAGGGUUCGGGCUCUGAGGAGGAGGAGGCGGCGGGGGCUGAGGGUGAUGCGCAGGACUGGGCGGGCGCCGGGUCCAGCGCGGACCAGGACGACGAGGAAGGGUUGGUAAAAUUUCAACCUUCUCUUUGGCCUUGGGAUUCAGUGAGGAACAAUUUGAGAAGUGCCCUGACAGAGAUGUGUGUUCUCUAUGAUGUUCUCAGUAUUGUUAGGGAUAAAAAAUUUAUGACUCUUGAUCCCGUCUCCCAGGAUGCACUUCCUCCAAAACAGAAUCCUCAGACAUUGCAGUUGAUAUCUAAAAAGAAGUCACUUGCUGGAGCAGCACAAAUCCUAUUGAAGGGGGCAGAAAGACUGACCAAAUCAGUCACUGAAAAUCAAGAAAAUAAGCUACAAAGAGACUUCAACUCUGAGCUUUUGAGAUUACGGCAACAUUGGAAACUUAGAAAAGUUGGAGAUAAAAUUCUUGGAGAUCUCAGCUACAGAAGUGCAGGAUCUCUCUUUCCCCAUCAUGGUACGUUUGAAGUAAUAAAGAAUACAGAUAUUGAUCUGGAUAAGAAGAUACCUGAAGAUUACUGUCCUCUUGAUGUUCAAAUUCCUAGUGAUUUAGAGGGGUCUGCAUAUAUUAAGGUUUCAAUUCAAAAACAGGCUCCAGACAUAGGUGAUCUUGGCACAGUUAACCUCUUCAAACGACCUUUGCCCAAAUCCAAACCAGGUUCCCCACAUUGGCAGACAAAAUUAGAAGCAGCACAAAAUGUUCUCUUGUGUAAAGAAAUUUUUGCACAGCUCUCUCGGGAAGCUGUUCAAAUUAAAUCACAGAUCCCUCACAUUGUGGUGAAAAACCAGAUUAUCUCUCAGCCCUUUCCAAGCUUGCAGUUAUCCAUUUCUUUGUGUCAUUCGUCAAAUGAUAAGAAAUCCCAAAAAUCUGCUACUGAGAAGCAAAGUCCAGAGGACCACCUUUAUGUCCUUGAGCAUAAUUUGCAUCUACUCAUUAGAGAGUUCCAUAAACAGACCUUGAGUUCCAUCAUGAUGCCUCAUCCAGCAAGUGCACCUUUCGGCCACAAGAGAAUGAGACUUUCAGGUCCUCAAGCUUUUGAUAAAAAUGAAAUUAAUUCAUUACAGUCCAGUGAAGGGCUUCUGGAAAAGAUAAUUAAACAAGCAAAGCAUAUUUUUCUUAGGAGUAGAACUGCUGCAACCAUUGACAGCUUAGCAAGUCGCAUUGAGGAUCCUCAGAUACAGGCUCAUUGGUCAAAUAUUAAUGAUGUUUAUGAAUCUAGUGUGAAAGUUUUAAUCACAUCACAAGGUUAUGAACAAAUAUGCAAGUCCAUUCAGUUGCAGUUGAAUAUUGGAGUUGAGCAGAUCCGAGUUGUACACAGAGAUGGAAGAGUAAUUAUGCUGUCUCAUCAGGAGCAGGAGCUACAGGAUUUCCUCCUGUCUCAGAUGUCACAGCAUCAGGUGCAUGCAGUUCAGCAGCUGGCGAAGGUUAUGGGCUGGCAGGUACUGAGCUUCAGUAAUCACGUGGGACUUGGGCCUAUAGAGAGCAUCGGCAAUGCCUCCGCUAUAACGGUGGCCUCCCCAAGUGGUGACUAUGCUAUUUCAGUUCGUAAUGGCCCUGAAAGUGGCAGCAAGAUUAUGGUUCAGUUUCCUCGUAACCAGUGUAAAGACCUUCCAAAAAGUGAUGUUUUACAAGAUAGCAAAUGGAAUCAUCUUCGUGGACCAUUCAAGGAAGUUCAGUGGAGUAAAAUGGAAGGUCGAAACUUUGUUUAUAAAAUGGAGCUGCUUAUGUCUGCACUUAGCCCUUGUUUACUAUAAUUUUUUUCUAGAACAGUAUCCGGAUUUUUUUCCAGAAACUUUGACUUGAGGUGUUUGCAGAUCAACUAUAAGCAAAAGGAGAAAUCUUCCAAAGGAGUAUUGUUUUUUUAAAAACAUUAAUUAGCAAACACCUAGCAUUUUGGAACCUUCACUUUAUAAGUGACAGGUGCUUUGAAAUGCAGAAAUUUAUGUACAGUUAUAGGGCAUACAGUAUGGGGAAAUGUAAAAUAAUACCUUUUUUAUGCAGUUAACUUAAAAUGUUACUAACUUUUGGGUUUGAAUUUGCUUUUUAAAAGUCCUUUGAUGUGGGCAUCAAGCAAAAUAUAUGGUUACCAAUUCCAGAUACUUUCUGAACUCUUAACAAUGAAUUGUGUCUAUAAUCGACUUGUCUCAGUCCACAAUUUGUUGAAAAAGAUUGCUUAAGAAUAUUCAAACUCUUCUGACCCAGCUUUCAUACGGGAAUUCACUCACACUGAGAGAGCAGACCCUUACCCUGAAGUGUAACAAAGGACAUGCCAACCAAAGGAGCCCUCCCUCCCUUCCUUAUCAAAAUAUGAGCAUGUGCUCUUGUCUUCUAAAUAAAUAAAAUACCUCUUCCUCCCACUGUCUUCUUUAUGCCUGCCUGGGUCUAACCUAAACAGGUACUUUGAGAACUUCCUCAGAAAGCUCCAGCUGAAGAUGAAAAAGGCGGCAGAUUGUAUCUUCGGGGCUUCCUCAGGGCCCUUUUUGGUCUGUUCUCCCACUUGAAUGACCUCACUCCCCUAUGAUACUUAGUGCAUGCUCUUGCCUCGCCCUACCUUUGAGAUUCUCCAGCCUCCACCCAGAGGCCCGGACAUGCUUCUUGCCAUUAAAGUCUUGUCCUGUCUCAUUCUGUCAGCUCUCUGCUUUUUAAAAGAGAAAAUAGUAAUGGAUUAGUAGAUUGCAUUUUAUAAAUGACAUGUUUGCAUUUCUUAAAAGUAGUGCCCCAAACCUAAAAUGGCAGAGGGACUUCCCUUAAGAAGAGAUUUAGACUUAUGGGCCUUUUGGUGCCACUAUAAAUAAUAUAUAGGUGGUAGUUGCCUUAUGAGUAAAGCUUUCGAUUUUUAAAUGAUACCCUUUUGAUAAUUUAUAACAUCACUUAAGAAACUUAAAAGUCCUUUGUAUUUCUCUACCUUUUUUUCUUUAAAAAGUAAAAUAGAGCUUGUAAGCCAUAAAAUA
Pteropus alecto (black flying fox) is the source of this 3423-nucleotide messenger RNA. RefSeq names its product mediator complex subunit 17 (gene MED17). The transcript has 12 exons. Gene Ontology annotation, biological process: regulation of transcription by RNA polymerase II. NCBI's taxonomy places the organism in Eukaryota, Metazoa, Chordata, Mammalia, Chiroptera, Pteropodidae. The record is from RefSeq and is a predicted model, not a curated record. Gene Ontology annotation, molecular function: transcription coregulator activity. The coding region runs from base 271 to 2226 and encodes 651 amino acids. Gene Ontology annotation, cellular component: mediator complex; core mediator complex.